Messenger RNA from Ilex paraguariensis (yerba mate), 2311 nucleotides. Lineage: Eukaryota; Viridiplantae; Streptophyta; Magnoliopsida; Aquifoliales; Aquifoliaceae. The record is from the annotation of a GenBank genome assembly.
GUGAAAACCUUGUCACUUACGUAGUUACGUUCUGUCAUUACCAAACAAAACCAAAAGUCUCAAGUCAAUGCCAAGAACAUCCCUUCAUAAAUGAACCUCCAAAUCUCAUAAUCUUCUGAACUCCUCCAUCUCUUUACUACUACCCCCAUAUGGCUAACCAUUUCUUCUUACUUGUUCUAUGUCUUUCUCUUUUAUCAGUAUCAGCCGACGUGUUUGUAAGCAUUGAUUGCGGAGCAUCUGGUUUUUACACCGACGAAAACUCAAUAGCAUGGAUGGGAGACUCAACCAUCAUGCAAAAUGGAGUUUCUCAAGUGGUGCAAUCCAACAACUCAAUAUCUCAUGUCAUGGACACACUCAGAGUGUUCACCACCAGGAAAAAGAACUGUUACUCUGUACAAGCCGAUAAGGGCGGGCAAGUGCUGAUCCGGGCAAGCUUUUUCUAUGGAAACUACGACGGAAAAUCGUCACCUCCGACCUUCAAUCUUCAGUUCGAUGGGAACGAUUGGGCCUCGGUCGAGACUUCGAGCACUGAAGUUUCGAGUUAUGAGGUGGUGUAUGUUGUGAAAGGGGAUGUUUUGAGCGUUUGUGUUGCUCAAACAAAGGCUGGUCAGCUACCAUUUAUUUCUGCGCUUGAAGUACGUAGCUUGGGCUCCAAUAUGUAUAGCGGUGUUGACUCGAACUACGCCUUGUUUUUGAGGCUUAGGCUUGCUUAUGGUGCAAAUGCUACUAUCAGGUAUGUGGAUGACAUUUAUGACCGAAUUUGGGUUCCAGGAGUGGCUGGUAAUGGAUUAAUCCAGGUCACAAGUGAUGCAAUGUUUAUUAAUGUUAAUGUAGAAGAUAGCCCUCCACAACAAGUACUACAAAACGCCAUCACCACAUCAAACACAUCUGAGUAUAUCGUCUUGGGCGCCGGAUCACCUCCGGUUGCAGUUCCGGCCUACCUGAAUAUGUACUUUUCGGAGGUGACUCAACUCGACCAGACUCAAAAGAGAUCCUUUAAGGUUUUCAAAGGCAACGAGUCUUUCUCAGACCCUAUUAUACCACCUUAUGGAAACGUAUCCGAAAUGUCUGCUAGUAACUUCACUGUCACAGCAAACACUACAUUUUUCUUGGUGCCUACUCCUGAUUCGACACUUCCUCCUCUCAUCAACGCCAUUGAAUUAUUUUACAUUAGCGGCGUAUUAACCAAUGGGACUAAUAGCAAAGAUGUUGAAGGCUUAGUAGCACUGCAAAACCUGUUUGUUGUGUUACAAGAUUGGGGUGGUGACCCUUGCCUUCCUGCACCCUAUUCCUGGGACUGGAUCAAUUGUAGCACCGAUGCCACGCCCCGUGUUACCGCGAUGUAUCUUAGUGGCUUCGGUUUGUCCGGGGCGCUUCCGGAUUUGAGCUCCAUGGAUGCUCUUGAGAUAUUAGAUUUGCAUAAUAACAGUUUAGAUGGACCUAUUCCUGAUUUUCUUGGCACCUUACCUAAGCUACAAGAACUGAAUUUGGCAGAUAACCAGUUCAGUGGAUCAAUACCCACUUCACUGUCGAAAAAUAACAAUCUGAAAUUAAUAGUGACGGGUAAUCCUAGCUUGUGCACAUCGGGUACGUCGUGCCAGACGGCGAACACACCGGAUUUAGCUGGGAGUCCGGUGACUCGCAAUUCAGGCGGGAAGAAGAGCAGCAAUCUACCAGUAAUACUUGGCAGCACAAUCCCAACCUUCUUUGUUUUCUGGGCUAUUGUUGGUGUUUUGGCCAUAUUGCACCAUAAGAGAAAAACAGCAGCUGUGGCCGCAAUGGGUCCAGGGCAAAAUGGAGGAGCCAAUGGACCUAAUGGCACGACUCAUGGAAUGGGGACCAACGCUAAAAUGGCUGUUAAAAUUGGUGAAGCUCUGGUCCAUGAGUUCAUCAACAUGGAGGAGAAUCAAGGUAAUGUGCAGCUUGCUGAUCAAAUGAAUCCACAGACGCAACAAUCCCAAUAAGAUCGCAGCACUGACCGGUCCAGUCGACGAGUUCCCACGGGCCGAGAAUUGUUCAAUCAUGUGUCUAUAAGAUUAAUGAUUGUAACAUAAACUCGAGACGUUCUCAAUCACGCAUAUAUUAAUUGUUUCUCCCUGUAUUUUGCUUUUAGUUUUGGUAAGCACUAGUCUGCUGAAUACUGUGAAGACAAGAUGGGCGGCUUCUAUUCUAAAAUUAAAGUUGUUUAUGCAUGAUAUUUGCACAAAUUUUGUGCAGUGAUAAGAGCUCCUUGUAGACCUUGCCUAAUUAGACUAGCUAGGUAAUGGACCAAUCCUUUCUUACACAGCAUAGAGAUGAUGAAAUUAAAAAG